Messenger RNA from Balearica regulorum gibbericeps (East African grey crowned-crane), 2371 nucleotides. The record is from RefSeq and is a predicted model, not a curated record. Lineage: Eukaryota; Metazoa; Chordata; Aves; Gruiformes; Gruidae.
GGCAACCCCGGUGCUGAUGGCAAACCCGGUCUCAGCGGCAAGAAUGGAGAAGAUGGGACACCAGGAGAGGAUGGGAGAAAGGGCCGCAGUGGUGCCAAGGGCGAGCAGGGUGACAGAGGUGUGCCAGGUCCCCUUGGCCCUCCCGGCCUCCCCGGUGUCCCAGGGCAGGUCGGUCCCCCAGGCCAGCCAGGACUGCGAGGGGAGCCGGGCAGCCGGGGGGAACCGGGAGAGAGGGGGCCUCCGGGCCGAGAGGGGUCCUUAGGCUUCCCUGGCGAGCGAGGACCCAAAGGUGACAAGGGGGACCCAGGUGCCCCCGGCCCCCAGGGCCCCAUGGGCCGUGCCGUGGGCGAGCGGGGUCCCGAGGGGCCUCCUGGUCAGCCAGGGGAGCCUGGCAAGCCGGGCAUCCCUGGAGUGCCGGGUCGGGCAGGAGAGCUGGGGGAGGCCGGGCGGUCCGGCGAGAAGGGCAGGGAUGGCUUGCCUGGCCCCCCAGGGCCCCCGGGGCCCAAGGCAGACGUGGUGGAGGGCAGCCUGAUGGGCUUGCCAGGCGAGCGUGGCCCCGCUGGACCCAAAGGAGCAAAGGGUGAGGGUGGCCCGCGGGGCGAACGAGGGGAGCCUGGCGAAAAGGGCAGAGACGGCGCCCCGGGUCUCCCGGGUGAGAGAGGGCUGGCUGGCCCUGAGGGGAAGCCGGGCUUGCCAGGCUUCCCCGGCGUGCUGGGACGCCCGGGCAACACUGGCCCACCGGGGACCCAGGGCCCAGCUGGGGCCAAGGGGGAGAGCGGGAAGCCGGGCGUGCCGGGCAGGGACGGUGUGCCAGGGAAAGACGGCGAGGCGGGGAUGCCUGGGAAGAUGGCCAUCGCUGGCCCUCCCGGCACCAAAGGCGAGAAGGGUGAGCCAGCGCUGCUGGAGGGCAUGCUGCUGGGAGAACCUGGCUCCAAGGGUGACCGAGGUUUGCCGGGCCCCAAGGGCGAGAAGGGGGAUCCAGGACGAUUUGGGGAGCCAGGAGAUCCUGGGGAAGACGGAGCCAAGGGGUCCUCUGGAGCCAAAGGAGAGAAGGGUGACAUUGGCUUGCCAGGACCCCCGGGACCCCCAGGCUCAGCAGGCAUCGCUGGGACACCGGGACAGCCUGGCCUGAGAGGGGACAAUGGGCAGCCUGGCCCCCCAGGCCCCCCAGGAGAGAGGGGUUUGAUCGGCUUUCCCGGGAGAGAUGGCACCUCCGGACCACCAGGACCCGUGGGGCCCCCUGGGCCAGCAGGCUUGCCUGGGAACCGGGGGGAGCGUGGCGACAAGGGAGACAGUGGGGCCCCAGGGCCCAAAGGAGACAAGGGUGACACUGUGGUGCUGGAGGGACCUGCUGGAGUACGGGGCAGCAAGGGGGAGCCAGGAGAGCGUGGCCUGAAGGGGACAGAAGGGGACAAGGGGGACAAGGGGGAGCAAGGCAUGCCUGGAGAGAAGGGGGCAAGGGGUGAGCAAGGUGAGAAGGGCUCCACAGGCUUUCCCGGGGCACGUGGCCCUGGCGGGCAGAAGGGAGAGGUUGGAGCAUUAGGAGAGCCCGGUGAGCCGGGCCAGCCCGGCCGUGACGGGAUCCCUGGAGCCCGGGGAGACAAGGGGGACACAGGACCCCUGGGCAUGCGUGGCCCCAAGGGUGACCGGGGCAUGAAAGGUGCUUGUGGCCUCGAUGGGGAAAAGGGUGAGAAGGGAGAGCCGGGGAUCCCGGGGCGCUCGGGGCUGCCAGGGAGGAAAGGCGAGCCGGGAGAGCUGGGUCUGUUGGGACCACCUGGCAUCCCUGGGAAGGAGGGGCUCAUGGGACCCAAGGGUGACCGGGGAUUCGAUGGGCAGCAGGGAGCCAAAGGAGACCAGGGAGAGAAAGGAGACCGGGGCGCUCCAGGCAUUAUUGGUGGCCCUGGUCCCCGGGGCAGCGACGGUGCUCCCGGACCACCCGGACCUCCAGGAAGUGUUGGACCACGAGGUCCUGAGGGCAUGCAGGGCCAGAAGGGGGAGAGAGGACCCCCUGGACAGUCAGUGCCGGGGGCUCGUGGCGUGCCAGGUAUUCCCGGCGAGAGAGGAGAGCAGGUGGGUGAGCGGGGGCUCCGUGGGGAGAAGGGGGAGCCGGGCAUGACGGAGGAAGAGAUCCGCGCCUUCGUCAGGCAGGAGAUGAACCAGCACUGUGGGCCGUUCCACACCCAGCCGUUCCCUGCUGACAGCACUCAUGCAGUCCCUGUGCUCAAGUUGUCACAUGCUGAGGAAGAGGAGGGGCAUGACAGGCAGGUCAUGCUUGACACUGAUGACCUCGAGUACGAUAGCGUGUACGGGGAGGAGGAGGACUACAAUGAGGUCCCAGAGAUGGACAGCUCGGAGCAGCCCACGAUAGACG